Vombatus ursinus (common wombat) is the source of this 6295-nucleotide messenger RNA. RefSeq lists its product as uncharacterized. Bases 89 to 5314 code for a protein of 1741 amino acids. The transcript is spliced from 33 exons. The record is from RefSeq and is a predicted model, not a curated record. Lineage: Eukaryota; Metazoa; Chordata; Mammalia; Diprotodontia; Vombatidae.
GGAUUCACUACCAUGUUAAAGCAUCACUGUUAUUUCCUAAAAUAAGACACCCAGGAUUGGACUGAACCCUCCAAACAGUCCGGCAGUGAUGUCCCUGAAUGGCUCCCUUCUGGCACAUGGCUGCAAGUCCAGCCUCGUUGGACACCUCUCUUCUGGUGAAGCCUUUACCCACAUCCACUUCCACACCUUCUGUGGUCUCCACAACCACUUGGAAGCUCAGCUUCAACAUUCAUGGCCUCUACUCAAGCAACUGGGAAUUGCCAGAGAGAACCUCAUCAGGGUGUCAGCCAAAGGAGGGGAUGCACCAAGGGUGCUGCUUGAAUUGACUACAGGCCCAUGUUCUAUGAUGGCAGACGGAGAUGUCAGGAUGGAAAGCAACACCACUCAAACCAACUGGACCCUUUCUCUGGGGAACCAUUGCCCUAUAUUAGAGAAAGCAGGCUUUCCACAGAGCCUGGCCACCAGGGGCUCCUUCAGGGCUGGGUUCUGUGACGGUGACCUGACCAUGGCCCUCCAGAGCGAUGAAGGAGAUGCCCAUGUGCACUUAGCAACUUCUUGCAGACAAAAACCCUUGGUGCAAGGAAGCCUGCACCACUCCUUCAGGCCUCUGAGCCGCCUGGGGCUGCCUCCCAGCAGUGCCAUCCACCUGCAGGCAGGGUUGGGCCCUGCCCCACACAGCUCCUUGACUCUCCAAGUUGGGCAGUGUCGGCUUCAGGGCAGAAUGGAGUUCCAGUCCAGGAACAGAACCCAGUGGGUACUGGAGACAGAGACGGAGUGUGAUCUACUGCAGGACCUUGGAAUCCCCGCCCAGAUGCACCUCAAUGGAUCAACUCAGGUUGCCGGCUGUCAGGUUAAGCUGCUCUGCACCCUCUUGACGGGUGGCCAGACAGCCUUCUUGGAACUCAGGGGAGCGUGCCAACCACAGCUCACCAUCCGGGCCAUAUUCAGGCACACCUUGCCAGAGCUCUGGGCCAUUCCAGAGGAGACCAAGCUGUCUUUUCAAGCUGGAAAACAGACCAAGUACCAGCUGGACCUGAAGCUGAGAUCAGGAGCCUGUGAAAUCCAAGCCAAUGGGGAUCUGCAACUGGAGAGAAAGUUCCAGUGGAGGGGGCUGGUGGAGAAUUCCUGCAAAGCACUGCAGGCUCUUGGGGCCCCACGUCGGAUUGAUGGUUCAGGCUACGUGGUGGUGAACAGUAUGGAUCUGGAUGCCCAGAUGUUGGUCACUGUAGAUGACAGCACCCUUCGAGGCCUUCUCGUCCUGAAGGCCACUGAGACACACCAAGAACUAGACAUGCUGUUUACCCACAACCUCCCUGAUGCUCUCCACUUUGGCAUCCCAACUCGGACCCUGGCAGAUGUGACCACAGUGAGAAGUAACCAUAGUUACAGGCGUACCAUCCGGUUUGGCAUGGACAGCAAGCAGAUUUCUGAAGAGCUCAGCUUCACUCAACAAUCAGACUACAUUUCCCUCGACUACAAAAUCCGACACAAUGUCCCAACAUUGCAGGCAUUGGGGUUAGAAGAUAAGAUAGACUUGCAGGUCUCUCUGGACCACCAAGCAGCCAAGAACUUGAGUGGCAGGGCUCAGUAUGGCUCAGGCAUCAUCAUCUUUGGAGGCCAAAGCCAGAGCACCACAACCAGACAUUCCUGGUCUGGUACCCUCUGGCAUAACUGGCCUGUGUUGUUGCAGUGUGGACUCCCAGAAUCACUUCAGGUUGUAAUGUACCUUCAAGGAACCAGUUUCAACAUUGAUAGCUCCGUGAACAUUCUGGUGGGGCAGACGUCUCUCAACUACACCACGAGCUGUUCUUAUACCAGACAGCAAAUGGCGUUCUCCUGCUGGAGUAGACAUAACAGCAGUGCUCUGAGGGAAGGAACUGGCUACCCAGAGGUGGUUGGCCUCACGGUAGUGCUACAGACACAAGAAACCCAGACCCAGGGCAGCGUGGACAUCCAGGGAGGAGACAGGAAAGUCAGUGUGGAUUUGGCAGCUCUGAUGUCCUUGGAACUAAAUGGGACCCUCAAGCUUGUGGCCCACAUCCAACACACAGUGCCAAUUCUCAGGCAGCUGGGCCUGCCCUUCACAACCCAGUUGUUAUUCCAGGAAAUCCUGGCAGCCAGUGAAAUGAAAACAUCCUUGGAAGUAACCUGUGAGUCUGAAACAAGUCUUCUCAUUCAUGUGAGGGGAAGGAAUCAACCACUCAGAAAAGAACUGUAUGUUACCAGCCAACAGCAUCUCUCCUUCCUCCUCAAUCACUUCCCUAGGACAGCCAAGCUUUCCACCAAGGUGAGUUACUCCAUGAGUGAAGCCGAAAGCAUGAUUGCCGUUGACCUGGAAAAGCACCAUUUCCACGUGGCCACAAAGCUGACAGUUACUGCAUCCAACCUCACUCAAGUGACUGAGCUGAUGCAUACAAUUCCCCAGCUCAAAAUGAUCCCCUGGGAAAUGGUGCUCGUGACCAUGUAUCAGAAAGCCAACGGGACAAGGAGCAUCCAACAGUUGGUACUUUGGGACGGCCAGGAGUUCAAGUUCAUUGGCAGCUACACAGGGCUCUUUCCCAAGUUCUCCAGGAGCGAGCACAUGCAGGUGGAACUUGUCCAUCCUCUCUCCAUCCCUUUUCCUCAACAUUCCAAGAUCACCACGACCCUGCUACACUCAGUUCACAGCCAUCAAGAUAAUCUAGUCAUUGAAUGGAAUGCCAAGGAACAGGUGGUGCUGUCCUCCUCUCUAAAGCUGGGGAAGGAUCACGUGCGUGGCCAGGUGGCUUUUGCUCAUCCCUUCAACCUAUCCUGGAGCCACAUGGAAGCCAAGGGCCUGGCAGAGAAGAGGGGCAGCAGGUACAGCCAACAGGUACAACUUGCCUGGAAUAGAGGGAAACCUGUCAACUUCCAGUUUUCCUGGGCAGACAGGUCAGAAGCUACCAUCACCAACUGGGAAGGCUGUCUGACUGCAUCCUCAGGACAGCUCCAGAAAUUCCUGACCCUGGGCAAUCUCAAGGCCUGUGGAUCUGUAACUCAAACUGCAACAGUGUUCAGCGAGCAUCUUGAUCUGUCCUGGGACAGCCAGAAAGUCAAACAGAGUCUGAAAUAUGAGAGACACCGGCCACUCCGGUCAGAUAGACUGCAUGCAGAAGUGGUUCUAGAGAAUAUCUUCUUGACCUCCUGCCCCAAGCAAAACUUCCUGGGAGAAAUAGAGACUAACUACCUGAACCAUCUCAGCCAUUCUCUCAGACUGGGACUCUGUAAUCUUUCCAGUGCUGUUGCGAUCUCUGGAGAAUAUCUGCUGAACCAAGGUAGCUUCGUGCUACACUCUAGGGGCCUGCUCCGCCUCGCCCCAGACCCUGGGCAUGGUUUGGUGUUGGUCUUGACCCUCAGGAACCACAGUACUCCAAAGACUCAAGACUUCUCUGGAGAGCUAGAGCUGAGGGCACCAGGAGAUCAGCAAGUAAGCCUGCUGGGAAGGGUCACUGAAUCAGCCUCUCAGAGUGUAGUCCUGCUACAGGGAAGCAUGGAAUUAGAGGAAAAGUUGGAGUUGACAGCUUCCCGAGCCCCAGACUGUCUCCGGGCUUACCUGGCAUAUGGAAAAGGGACAAAGGAGGAGGGUGUGGAGAUCAGUGCCUGCUCCGACAGAAGGCAGGUGGCCAAGGCUGAGGCCAUGCUUCGUGUCAGUGGUGGGCAAAAUGAACACUUGGGCCAGCUGAUCCUCAGGGCUGCCAACCAGAGUCUGAGCCUGGCUGCACAUGGCUGCAUCACCCCCAUUGGGAAUGUGGAGUCCAAACUGGCUGAGGUUGGCUCUCACCUACAAGCCAGACUGGUGGAGAAGUUCCAGGUGUUUGACUCCUAUCUCCAGAAGUUCCGGGACGUGGUGCAACAGAUUGACUUCCUGGACAGUGCAGCUGGCUGGGUCCUGCAGAUGUCCCAGGCUGCUGUGAGAGCGCUCCAGGCAGGGGGUAGAGCAGCAGCUGGACUAUGGAGGCAAAGCUCAGCCAGGCAGGUGCUGAGACAUCACCUCCCCCUGCACCUGGAGAGACUCCAGACUGUUAUGGAACAGACGCAGAGUGAGCUGCAAAAGCCAUUAGCCACGCUGAAGGAUGCCUACUACGAAGUCACACUCAAACCCCUGGAUGAGGUAUGGCAGGAGAGGACUGAGGAGGCUAUGAGGAGGAUGCAGGCCUAUGUGCCCUCAGGGAUGAAGGACACUUGGCUCAUGAGGCCAAUCCUGCUGUCUCUGCAAGCUGUGAAGGGUGCCCUAGAUCUGACUGCCCACCAGAUACUGAAGUGGGCCGAAGCCAAGUUCUCCAGAGCAAUAAGAAGAAUACGGAAACCCUUGUCCAGUAUUUACAGCUUCUCCGCAAGGAACUGCUCUGUGAUGAUAAGGCUUCCAGUGCUGCCAGGAGGGGAUCAGCCAACGGACUUGGCCAAAGUGACUAGCUAUCUGAUCGAAGAGAAGCUGCUACAGCCCCUUCGUGAGCUGUACGGCAUCAAUCUCCUGGCGGAGUACUACCGGAUCAAGCAUCGGCUGCUGGAGAACCCUUUUGAACACCAUGCAGUGAUGAUUGGGGACAGACACGUGGUGACAUUCGAUGGACAGGCCUAUGACCUUACCUCCAAAUGCAGCCUGUUACUCGCCAAAGACUUUGCUCACAACUCCUUCAUGUUUUUACUGAACCAGUCAAACACAAGACCUAGGUCCCUGUAUGUGGAGCUGAAUCACACAGCUUUCAUCAUCUAUCCAGGGCUUAAGAUCUACAAGAUAGAUGAUUCUUCCUCGUUGGGAGAGAAUUGUCUGGGCUUGGAUCCACUACCUGCCAAAGUCAGGGCCAAUGGGAGAAAAGAAGUUCAUAAAAUAGAAUUAUCCAAUGAGAAUGGUGCUACAGUCUCCUGCGAUAUUCAGUCUGAUCUCUGUAGUAUGACACUGGAUGGCUGGAAUCAUGGUAUGUCGGCAGGCAUCUUGGGCACCAAUGACAAUGAGGCGGGCAAUGACCUGGUGCUCCCAAAUGGCUCUCUGGCAGGAAACCUGGAUGAAUUCAUUGAGGCAUGGCAGGUGGAUGGUGAGUGCAGGACCCAGAGAAGGAAAGCAGAGGUCUGUCCUGGGGCUGCUUCUUCCAAACUCUGCAAGGCAUUCUUUCUGGAUGCCCAUUCUGAGCUCCGUAAUUGCUUCCAAGUGGUAGAUCCUGCCCGGUUCUACAGUAUGUGCAUCCGGGACACCUGUGAGAUAAGUGAACUCCAGGCUGCCUGCAGCAUGGUCUCUGCCUACAUCCACCUGUGCAGCCGAGGCUUCGUUCCCCUGGCAACUCCUCCUCCAUGUGUGUGAGAUUCUGCUCAGGGCAGCCAUAGGCUGACAAAGGAUGGCAAACUCUUUCGCCUUGUGACAUUAUCCAGCUCUAACAUCCAACAAGCAGCCGUAGUCUUGUAGAGAAUCAUCCCUAGCAAGGGGAGAAAACACAGGCACCCGAGAGAAUGAAGAAAAUGAGCAUGCCUAUGGCCUGCUGAAGGGCAGCCAUUUAUCGCUCUUUUAAGUAACAUGCAUGGCCAAGGACAUGGGAGCCUCCCCCAACAGGUUUCAGUGAAUCUCUUCCUCCUCCGCUGUAAGAGCCUAAGACACUGGGAUUCUCCUGUGCUCACUCUAGCCCCCAAAACUCUCUUCUGGCACGUCAGAGGGUGAAAAAAAGAGAGCAAUCUGCUUUGGCUCGAAAGAUGACUUAUUCAUCGCAUAUUUACUGAGCACCUACUAUAUGAAAUGCCGUGGUUCUGGAUCAAUUGUGUCAGCAGUAAGGAGGAGUGGGUAUCAGGAAGGCUGUCUUAGUUAUUAAUCCCAUCAGCUCAGGUUUCUUCCAGCUGUAUUUUGCCAUCAAAUUCCAUUUCGCCACCAGCUUAAAAGAACAAGUGACCUGACUUACUGCACAUGGCUUCCUUGACCUCAGCUGUCCCAACUUCCUACCAGGGUUGGGGAGAGUCUGGGGUUGUUGUUUGCUCAGGCAGCCAUAGCAUUUUCAAAAAGUGGGGAAGAUCUCUUGAGAUUUUCUUGUUAUCAAGUGUUUUGUUUUUUUUUUAAAUACUGCAAAUAAACUAGAUUCAAAUUUUGAGGUUUAGUGGGAACCUCCUGAAUUAAUAUUCCUGGGGAGCUCCCUAGUGAAUACUAGCAUUCCAUGAGCACUCAGUCAUAGGUUUUCAUAACUUAUUCUGGCAAUGACACGGAACAGGGUACUGAUAAAUACUGUAAUCAAACUUUUGAACUUGAUUUAAUGUAAUGUCGUUAAUUUUCUUUCUUAUUAAUAAAUUUGCUUGAAUCCAA